AUGUCUGAUUUAAGGGCGAUGUUUGCUUGUCUUAGUUUGUUUGACGAUGGGAGUUUGUUGGCUGAGUUGCAGGGUGAGAGUGGUACUACUUUUGAUUUUGGGUUAAAUAAUAAUGGUGUGCUAUGUUUUCAAGGACGGAUCUAUGUGCCAAAUGAUUCUGAUUUGAGACAGUCGAUUCUGAGGGAGGUGCAUAGUAGCCCUUAUGUUAUGCAUCCCGGUGGUACUGAUUUUGUUACUCAAUGUCUGACGUGUCAGCAAGUUAAGAAUAAGUAUCAGUUGCCUUCGGGUUUGUUGCAGCCAGUUAAGAUUCCCUUAUGGAAAUAUGAACGUGUGACGAUAGGCUUCAUUAAUAAGUUACCUUUGACACCCACUAAGAAGGACUCUGUUUGGACGGACUAUUCUCUACAAAAGCUAGCGAAGCUCUACAUUUCAGAGAUUAUGAAACUGUAUGGGACAGAUGGUCAAUCGGAAAGGGUGAUUCAGAUACUGAAGGACAUGCUUCGGAGUUGCGUGAUUAAUUUUCGAGGUAGUGAGAAGGAUUAUCUGCAGUUAGCAGAGUUUGCCUACAAUAACAACUUCCAGUCUAAUAUUCAGAUGGCACCUUACGAGGCAUUAUAUGGUUGUAAAUGUCGUACUUCGCUGUAUUAG
Gossypium arboreum is the source of this 648-nucleotide messenger RNA. RefSeq lists its product as uncharacterized. The record is from RefSeq and is a predicted model, not a curated record. The transcript has 4 exons. The coding region runs from base 1 to 648 and encodes 215 amino acids. Gene Ontology annotation, molecular function: nucleic acid binding. NCBI's taxonomy places the organism in Eukaryota, Viridiplantae, Streptophyta, Magnoliopsida, Malvales, Malvaceae.